AUGCUAUCUUCACAGCAACGCUUGGCACUUCGAGUGGCGCGACGAAGGCUUCCCAGCGCAGAGGCCCUCCUGUACCGGCAGCAGCAACCAGGCAGCAAUUCACUCGCGACGUUUGCAUCGUCUCAUUGGCUUCACACUAGUAGUAGCAGCUGGAAUCGAGAUGACGAGGAAAACAAGAAGAAGAGUUCAAGAGCCGCUCGUCAACUCCAAGGAUUGCCAUUGUACAACCGCCAGUGGUUUUCUACCACAUCCUCUGAGGACGACAAUAAGAAAACUGAUACUGCUACAACAUACGGCGAACGAGCCGCCGAAUAUCGAGAACGAGCAUCCGAAUACAGCGACAAGGCCAAAGAUGGCGCCAAGUCAUUUGGAGGCAUGAUGAAAGCGUACGGUCCGACCUUUUUGGGAACCUACUUGUCUGUUUACGCCGUCACAUUGGGUGGAUUGUACGUGGGAGUCGAAUCGGGUGUCUUGGAUCCCGUCACACUGUUGGGCUAUAUUACCGGCAAUCACGACGAUGCACGGAGUACCGCCGAAGUCGUGGCCGAGUUGUUGAAACACUAUACAUUGACGGAACGAUGGGCCGAUACGGUCCAACAAAAACCGCAUUGGGCCAAUUUUGCCGUCGCAUGGGUGUCGACCAAGUUUACCGAACCCAUCCGAUUUGGUGCCACGGUUGCCAUUGUGCCACGAGUGGCACGCUAUUUUGGAGUGGUUGUGCCAUCCAACAAUGACAAUAAGGAGCAUGAUGACACGGCCGCCAAUGAGGAGGGAGAAAUACUGAAGGAGUCCGUGGGAGAUAAUGCCGAGGGUGCCGUAUCAGUGGAAGAAGGUCAGGAACAGAAACUGGACACAGCAUCGCAAGAGAAGAAACAACCCUAG
This is a messenger RNA of Seminavis robusta, 882 nucleotides long. The record is from the annotation of a GenBank genome assembly. NCBI's taxonomy places the organism in Eukaryota, Bacillariophyta, Bacillariophyceae, Naviculales, Naviculaceae.